AUGGCUACCCUUAACGCAUCCUCUACCACUGGCACCACCCCCACCCCUGGGCACAAUGCCCCGUCCCCGCCUCCGGACACCUCCUUCCCCAGCACCCCUGCUGAUCCUGUCACCAAAGAUCCCCCUGCUGCCCCCUCCAGCUCUGAGAGCAUGAGGCCCUCAGAGCCAGGGGGACAGGCCCUGGAGUCGGGCUGUGGCCUCGUCCCACCAAAGGAGACUGGGGAGCCCCGAGAAGAGCCUGGCUGUGGUGGCUUCUCACCAAAGGACCUAGGAGUGCAAGAGGACAAGGAGCAGGAGGAAGAAGGAGGAGGGCUCCCUCCCGUGGACCUAAGCAACCAUUUAUUCUUCACAGCUGGUGGCGAGGCCUACCUCGUGGCCAAGCUGUCCCUGUCAGGUGGCAGUGAACUCCUGUUACCAAAGGGCUUCCCCUGGGGCGAGGUGGGAAUCAAGGAAGAGCCCAGCCUGCCCCUCCUUGCCCACCCGCCCCCUGCACUCCUCACUGCCCUUCACAUCCAACAUGGCUUUGACCCAAUCCAAGGCUUUAGCUCUUCUGACCAAAUUCUGUCCCAUGAUACCUCAGCGCCAUCUCCGGCCACCUGUGAGGGAAGGGAUGGAGCCUUCUGGAGCUACCAGCUGGCUCCAACCCCCCCCGGAGAUCCCAAAGAUGGCCCUACGGGGAGCCGGGGAGGAGACCACAGGGCACUCUUCUGGCUCUGUGUCCUGUGCCGCCUGGGUUUCAGCAGGCUCCAGGCUUUCGUGGGUCACACACAGUCUCAUGGGGUGAAGCUAACCCCUGCUCACCACCUGGGCCUGCCCGGUAACCCAGCUGUCCUCCAGGCAGGAGAUGAGGGCUGCAGGGCCCUCCUAAGCUUUCUGGAACCAAAACCAGCUGCUCGGCCCCCUUUAGAAGCCCCCCUUGACAAUAGCAGCACGGUGGGCACGGAGGCGAAUGUAGCCCAGCCCGAGGAUGGCCCCCCUGAGGCAGAAGCCCAGGCUCCUGUCCUGCCUGCGGAAGUCACGACCCUCAGCCCGCCCUCCCCGCCCACACCCCCCGCCACCUGGGACCCCAGCCCAACCGAAGCCAAAGAAUCGCUGAUGGCAGCAGGUGAGGCGGGGCCGGAUUGGUUCCCCGAGGGGCAAGAAGAGGAUGGAGGGCUCUGCCCCCCCCUCAACCAAAGCUCACCCGCCUCCAAGGAGGGGGGCACUCUCCCUGCCCCAGUCGGCUCCCCCGAAAACCCCUGCGACCCACCGCAGCCCUACCGCCUCGCCGAAGACUAUAGCCCGGCCCCUGCGGCCUUCCAGGGCCUCAGCCUGUCCAGCCACAUGUCUCUGUUACACUCUCGCAACUCCUGCAAGACGCUCAAGUGUCCCAAGUGCAACUGGCACUACAAGUACCAGCAGACCCUGGACGUGCACAUGCGGGAAAAGCACCCCGAGAGCAACAGCCACUGCGGCUACUGCAGCGCGGGGGGCGCCCACCCCCGCCUGGCCCGGGGCGAGAGCUACAGCUGCGGCUACAAGCCCUACCGCUGCGACGUGUGCAACUACUCCACCACCACCAAGGGCAACCUCAGCAUCCACACGCAGUCGGACAAGCACCUGGCCAACCUGCAGGGCUUCCAGGCGGGCCCCGGCGGCCGGGGCAGUUCCCCGGAGGCGUCCCUCCCGCCCUCUGCCGGGGACAAGGAGCCCAAGACCAAAUCGUCCUGGCAGUGCAAGGUGUGCAGCUAUGAGACCAACAUCUCCCGCAACCUGCGCAUCCACAUGACCUCCGAGAAGCACAUGCAGAAUGUCCUCAUGCUGCACCAGGGGCUGCCGCUGGGCCUGCCCCCCGGGCUGGUGGGGCCAGGCCCCCCGCCCCCGGCAGGAGCUGCCCCCGCCACCCCCCCUGAACUCUUCCAGUACUUCGGGCCGCAGGCCCUAGGGCAGCCUCAGGCUCCCUUGCCUGGCCCCGGGCUGAGGCCGGACAAGCCCCUGGAAGCCCAGCUGCUUCUCAACGGCUUCCACCACCUCGGAGCACCUGCUCGCAAGUUCCCCGCAGCCGCCCCUGGCAGCCUCUCACCGGACACCCACCUGCCUCCGAGUCAGCUCCUGGGCUCCUUGUCCGACAGCCUGCCCACCUCACCGCCCCCAGAUGACAGCCCGUCCCUGAAGGUGUUCCGCUGCCUGGUGUGCCAGGCCUUCAGCACGGACAGCCUGGAGCUGCUGCUCUACCAUUGCAGCAUGGGCCGAAGCCUCCCGGAGGCCGAGUGGAAGGAGGUGGCCGGGGACACCCACCGCUGCAAGCUCUGCUGCUAUGGCACCCAGCUCAAGGCCAACUUUCAGCUCCACCUCAAGACCGACAAACAUGCUCAGAAGUACCAGCUGGCCGCCCACCUGAGGGAGGGGGGCGGGGCCAUGGGCUCUCCGUCCCCGGGGCCCCUGGGAGACGGGGCCCCUUACGGCUCCAUGCCCCCGCUGCACCUGCGCUGCAACAUCUGCGACUUCGAGUCCAACAGCAAGGAGAAGAUGCAGCUGCACGCCCGGGGUGCAGCCCAUGAAGACAACAGCCAGAUCUAUAAGUUUCUGCUGGAGAUGGAGGGGGCCGCGGCCGGGGCCGAGCUGGGGCUCUUCCGCUGCCUGCUGUGUGCGUGGGAGACCCCCUCCCGCCUGGCUGUGCUGCAGCACCUGCGCACACCGGCUCACCGCGACGCCCAGGCCCAGCGGCGCCUGCAGCUGCUGCACAGCGGCCCCGCGGCCGAGGAAGGGCUCUCGGCCCUGCAGAGCAUCCUGAGCUUCAGCCACGGGCAGCUCCGGACUCCCGGGAAGCCUCCUGUCACCCCCUUAGCUGAGCCGCCCACCCCUGAAAAAGAUGCUCAGAACAAAACUGAACAAUUGGCUUCUGAAGAGGCAGAGAACAAGACUGGCCCUCCAGGAGACAAUGCCAACCAGACCACGGUGUUUUGCUGUCCGUACUGCAGCUUCCUGAGCCCAGAGCCCGACCAGGUGAGGGCUCAUGCGCUCUCCCAGCAUGCAGUGCAGCCCAAGUACAGGUGCCCACUGUGCCAGGAGCAGCUGGUGGGCCGGCCUGCCCUGCACUUCCACCUCAGCCACCUGCACAAUGUGGUGCCCGAGUGCGUGGAGAAGCUGCUGCUUGUGGCCACAACUGUAGAGAUGACCUUUACGACCAAAGUGCUGCCUGGGCCCACUCUGUGCCCGCUGGGGGAUGCCCCAGAGCCCCCUGCUCCCCCAGAGCCUGUGCCCAGCAGAGAACAGGGAGCAGAAGGCCCUCACCUUACCCCCGAAGCCAGUCCUGAUCCUCUUCCUGAGCCUCCCCCGCCCUCAGCCGAGGCCCCAGACAAGCCCCCGGGAAGCCCUGAUCGAUCCCCUUCUCCAGCCCCAUCUCCAGCCCCUCUGCCUGAUGGCCCAGUGGAAGAAGUGGCCCCUCCACCCACCGUGGCUGAGGAGGAAGAGGGCAUUGUCGGGGAGCCCCGCCCUGCAGAGCCCGCUCCAGCUGACUCUCGCCACCCUCUGACCUAUCGGAAGACCACCAACUUUGCCCUGGACAAGUUUCUUGACCCUGCCCGGCCCUAUAAGUGCACUGUGUGUAAGGAGUCCUUCACGCAGAAAAAUAUCCUCCUAGUCCAUUACAACUCUGUUUCCCACCUGCACAAGAUGAAGAAAGCUGCCAUUGACCCAUCCGGCCCUGCCCGAGGAGAGGCGGGCGCCGCGCCUCCCACUGCGGCCGCCACAGACAAGCCCUUCAAGUGCACGGUCUGCCGAGUCUCCUACAACCAGAGCUCCACCCUGGAGAUCCACAUGCGUUCAGUUCUGCACCAGACUCGAUCUCGGGGGACCAAGACUGACGCCAAGGCUGAGGGGCCAGAGCGGGGCCAAGAAGAGCCCAAGGAGGGCGAGCUGGAGGGGGAGGUGGGCACUGAGAAGAAGGGCCCUGACCCUGGUGGCUUCACCACUGGAUUGCCCUUCCUGUCACCUCCCCCACCUCCCUUGGACCUGCACCGCUUCCCAGCCCCCCUCUUCACCCCACCAGUCCUGCCCCCCUUCCCUCUGGUGCCCGAAUCACUGCUUAAGCUCCAGCAGCAACAGCUGCUCCUGCCCUUCUACCUCCAUGACCUCAAGGUGGGGCCCAAGCUGGCACUGGCUGGGCCUGCACCCCUACUAGCCGCCGCCCCUCCUCCCCCGCCCCUGCCACCCAAGGCUGAGCUGGCUGAGCGGGAGUGGGAGCGGCCCCCCACGGCAGAAGAGGGGAAUGAGGCAGGGCCCGCCUCACCCCCCACCUCAACGCCCAACGAAGCAGCCCGCACUGCAGCCAAAGCCCUUCUAGAAAACUUUGGCUUUGAGCUGGUGAUUCAGUACAACGAAGGAAAGCAGGCUGUGCCCCCUCCCCCGACCCCCCCCCCACCAGAGGCCCUGGGGGGUGGGGACAAGCUGGCCUGUGGGGCCUGUGGGAAACUCUUCUCCAAUAUGCUUAUCCUCAAGACACACGAGGAGCACGUCCACCGCCGAUUUCUGCCCUUUGAGGCCCUGAACCGUUACGCUGCUCAGUUUCGAAAGAGCUACGACAGCCUAUACCCACCCCCUGCAGAGCCCCCCAAACCUCCUGAUGGGUCCCUGGAUUCACCAGCUCCCCAACUGGGCCUUCCAUUCCUGGUCCCAGAGCCUGAGGCAGGGGGGACCCGUCCCUCUGAGGAGUGUAGCCGGGCAGGACGCUGGCCCCCAGAGGAGGAAGAAGGCUCCAGAGGGAAUCUGCCUCCCCUAGUGCCUGCAGGCCGCAGGUUCUCCAGAACUAAGUUCACAGAGUUCCAGACCCAAGCCCUGCAGUCUUUCUUUGAGACCAGUGCCUACCCCAAGGAUGGAGAGGUGGAGCGGCUCGCAAGUCUCCUGGGCCUGGCUAGCCGUGUGGUGGUCGUGUGGUUCCAGAAUGCCCGCCAGAAAGCACGCAAAAAUGCCAUCGAGGGUGGGCCUGUGCCGACCGGAGGAGGCAACGGGGGAGCCUCUGGCUGCAGGCGCUGCCAUGCCACCUUCUCCUGUGUUUUCGAGUUGGUGCGGCACCUCAAGAAAUGCUAUGACAACCAGCCCCCUGAAGAGGAGGAGGAAGAGGCAGAGCGAGGGGAAGAGGAGGAAGAGGUAGAGGAGGAGGAUGCAGAGGAGGAACAGAGCCUGGAACCCCCCACAGGGCCUGAGGGUCCCUCACCAGGGCCCCUGGACAGGGAAGAGCUGAGCCAAGCAGAGGCAACAAAGCCAGGAGGCAAAGACCCUGAAGGGAGGGCCCCUCCCUCACCAUCCCCGGUCCACACUUGUGACCAGUGCACCAUGUCUUUCCCCAACCAAGACCUCCUGACCAGUCAUCGGCGGCUACACUUCCUGCCAUCCGUGCAGCCCAGUGCGGCCCCGCACCUCCUGGAUCUGCCCUUGCUGGUGUUUGGGGAGCGAAGCCCCCUGGUGGCAGGCACUCCGCCGGCGCCAGGGCCUCCCCUCAAACGGAAGCACGAGGAGGGCAGCCUGUCCCCGACAGGCAGUGAAGCAGGGGGGGGAGGGGAGGGCGAGCCCCCCCGGGACAAGCGCCUGCGCACCACCAUCCUGCCAGAGCAGCUGGAGAUCCUGUACCGCUGGUACAUGCAAGACUCCAACCCGACGCGCAAGAUGCUCGACUGCAUCUCUGAGGAGGUGGGGCUCAAGAAGCGAGUGGUGCAGGUCUGGUUCCAGAACACCAGGGCCCGGGAGAGGAAAGGCCAAUUUCGAAGCACCCCUGGGGCGGUGCCCAACCCAACAUCCAAGCCCCCCAUCACGUCUGCCCCUGCAGCCUUCCCCAAGUUCAACCUCUUGUUGGGCAAGGUAGAUGAUGGGACUGGGAGGGAGGCCUCAAAGCGGGAAGCACCUGCUUUUCCCUACCCCCCGGUUACCCCUGCCGCCGGGCCCCUCCCUUUUCUACCACCUGGGAAAGAGGCCACCACCCCAACACCAGAGCCACCGCUACCUCUCCCACCUCCCCCUCCACCCAGUGAGGAAGAGGGUGCAGAGGAGCCGGCUAAAGCUUCUCCAGAGAGCGAGGCUUGCAGUCCAUCUGCCGGGGAUCUCAGCGAUUCGUCUGCUUCCAGUCUGGCCGAACCAGAGUCCCCUGGGGCUGGAGGAAGCAGUGGAGGAACAGGAAGUGGGGCUGGGGUUCCAGAUGGGAUGGGGCAGCGGCGCUACAGGACCCAGAUGAGCAGCCUGCAGUUGAAGAUCAUGAAAGCCUGCUACGAAGCCUACCGUACCCCAACCAUGCAGGAGUGUGAGGUGCUGGGGGAGGAGAUUGGGCUGCCCAAGAGAGUCAUCCAGGUCUGGUUCCAGAAUGCUCGUGCCAAGGAAAAGAAGGCCAAGCUGCAGGGGGCAGCGGUUGGCGGGGCUGGGGGCAGCAGUGAGGGCCCCUUGGGAGCCCAGCGCACUGACUGUCCCUACUGCGACGUCAAGUAUGAUUUCUAUGUCUCCUGCCGAGGCCAUCUCUUUUCACGCCAGCACCUGGCCAAACUCAAAGAGGCAGUCCGAGCCCAGCUGAAGAGUGAAAGCAAGUGCUACGACUUGGCCCCAGCACCCGAGGCUCCCCCGGCUCCCAAGGCCACACCUGCCACCACACCUGCCUCUCUGCCCCUCGGGGCUGCCCCAGCCUUGCCUCGCCUGGCCCCGGUCCUCUUGUCUGGCCCAGCUCUGGCCCAGCCCCCACUGGGCAGCUUAGCUCCUUUCAGUUCAGGCCCUGCAGCCUCCUCUGGCCUCCUCAGCCUCGCCACUUCAGUCCUGCCUGCUACCGCAGUGGUCCAGACUGCUGGCCCAGGCUGCCCCUUACCUCAGAGACCUGUGCCCGAGCAAACUAACACCUCCACAGCUGGCACCACUGACCCUGCCCCAGGCCCCCCUCCUGAGCCCUCUGGGGACAAGGUCUCUGGUGAGCGAAAGCCAGUUGCAGCCCCCACCAACUCUUCCACUGACGCCCUCAAGAACCUCAAAGCACUGAAGGCUACUGUCCCAGCCCUCUUGGGGGGCCAAUUCCUGCCCUUCCCAUUGCCCCCUGCAGGGGGGGCGACACCACCAGCUGUCUUUGGCCCCCAGUUGCAGGGGGCCUACUUCCAACAGCUCUAUGGCAUGAAGAAGGGGCUAUUUCCCAUGAACCCCAUGAUACCUCAGACCCUCAUCGGACUGCUCCCCAACGCCCUCCUCCAGCCACCACCCCAGCCCCCUGAGCCCACAGCCACAGCGCCUCCAAAGCCUCCCGAUCUGGCUGCUCCAGGGGAGGGGGAGGCGGGGGAGGCUGAUGAGCUGCUGUCAGGCAGUACCGGCAUCUCCACCGUGGACGUGACCCACCGCUAUCUGUGCCGCCAGUGCAAGACGGCAUUUGAUGGGGAGGCCCCAGCCACGGCUCACCAGAGAUCCUUCUGCUUCUUUGGGCGGGGCCCUGGGGGUUCUGUGCCCCCCCCGCUGCGGGUGCCCAUCUGCACCUACCACUGCCUGGCAUGUGAGGUGCUGCUGAGUGGGCACGAAGCCCUGGCCUCCCACCUGCGCUCCUCGGCCCACCGGCGCAAGGCGGCCCCACCCCCAGGGGGCCCACCCAUCACCAUCACCAACGCCGCCACAGCCGCCACGGCUGCUGUGGCUUUUGCCAAAGAGGAAGCAAGAUUACCUCACACGGACUCCAACCCAAAAACUACUACUACCUCUACACUUCUAGCUUUAUAA
Molecule: messenger RNA, 7707 nt
Organism: Neomonachus schauinslandi (Hawaiian monk seal)
Lineage: Eukaryota; Metazoa; Chordata; Mammalia; Carnivora; Phocidae
Gene: ZFHX2
Product: zinc finger homeobox 2
Biological process (GO): regulation of transcription by RNA polymerase II; regulation of neuron differentiation; brain development
Cellular component (GO): nucleus
Molecular function (GO): RNA polymerase II cis-regulatory region sequence-specific DNA binding; zinc ion binding; DNA-binding transcription factor activity, RNA polymerase II-specific
Source: RefSeq, a predicted model, not a curated record